AUGAUAAACAAUGAUAAACACUAUCCAGAGGAUUCAGAGUCGUGCAGCCCAGAUCAUCACAGGUGCAUUCGGACAACAGCCGGUGCGGCGGUGGACGUAGAAGCGCAUCUGCUCCCGGUGCAACAACAACUCGAGCAAACAGCAUUGGAGGCCACGAUGCGCAUUAGAACUGCCCCGCUAUACGUUGACAUGGCGUCAACCGAGGUCGGCAGGAGCAGUGAACAGAGCCCCCUCGACCGCUUCUCGAGCAUCCUCGAACGAAAAUUUAAGGUGCAGCUUGACCGGCUCGAAAAGCGUAUAACGCAUUUGGUGCCGCCAUGGUGGAUUCCACCGUUCGUCCGCGUCAAUGAUUCUGCAGAGGAGGCAUUCAAGGAGCACGAUGCCAUCGAGCCAGGAACGCUAUGCGUCUACACCGAUGGAAGUGGCAUAGACAGCCACGUCGGCGCGGCUGCUGUAACGCGUGCACCACACGCCAAUGGGCCCUGGACGAAGCGAACUCAGUAUAUGGGUACAUCCAGGACCUCCACGGUGUACGCGGCAGAGCUCAGAGGGCUCGUCCUUGCCCUACAGAUGGUACUCGACACACCGCAAAUAUGCGUCCCGCCGGACAGAUGCGCCGCCGUAUUCACGGACAACCAAGCCGCUAUCCAAGCGAUGCGGAACCCCAAGCACCCAUCCGGGCAAUACAUUUUGGCCGAGGCUAUUCGAGCGCUCGAAGAGCUUCGGAGCCAGGGCCGACCAAGCAGCGGAAGAGACCGCCGGAACCAAUCCAAGCACGGGAGCAACAUUGAGCGGCCGGCAGAAGCAGACUCUCUGCGAACACUCACGGCAACCACCAAGUCCAUCAUCCGUCGAGCGAUGAGAAGCGAGUGGGACACGGCCUGGGAGAAUGCCAAGCACGGUAGAGAGCUGUUUAGGCUCGGGGUGAGGCCAGGGAAGGCGAUACUCGACACGCACAUUGGCACACACAUAGCGAUCAGCUCCGCCAUCACACAGAUGCGCACGGGCAAGAUCGCCCUACGUGCAUACCUCCACGCCAUCAACAAGGCCGAAUCCGACCAAUGCGAAUGCGGCCACGGGCCGCAAACCGUACGACACGUCCUGCUCGAGUACCGAAACUGGGCGGACGAACGACAUCGAAUGUGGGCAGGCAAGGCUCCAUGCAUCGACAUCAAACGCAUUCUCAGUAGCCCGUCAAGGGCAGUACAAGCAGCAAAGAUGAUCUUGAGGACUGGACUGCUGGGACAAUUCCGAGCAGUACCAUCCACGGUACUAAAAUACACAUAG
This is a messenger RNA of Penicillium subrubescens, 1287 nucleotides long. RefSeq names its product ribonuclease H family protein. The record is from RefSeq and is a predicted model, not a curated record. Lineage: Eukaryota; Fungi; Ascomycota; Eurotiomycetes; Eurotiales; Aspergillaceae. The transcript is spliced from 2 exons. Gene Ontology annotation, molecular function: nucleic acid binding. Bases 1 to 1287 code for a protein of 428 amino acids.